Echinops telfairi (small Madagascar hedgehog) is the source of this 434-nucleotide messenger RNA. It is a transcript of the gene IER3IP1, whose product is annotated as immediate early response 3 interacting protein 1. Gene Ontology annotation, cellular component: endoplasmic reticulum membrane; Golgi membrane; COPII-coated ER to Golgi transport vesicle. Lineage: Eukaryota; Metazoa; Chordata; Mammalia; Afrosoricida; Tenrecidae. The record is from RefSeq and is a predicted model, not a curated record. Gene Ontology annotation, biological process: endoplasmic reticulum to Golgi vesicle-mediated transport. The transcript is spliced from 3 exons. Bases 33 to 281 code for a protein of 82 amino acids.
GCUGCUGGGUCUUGGGGCGGCUGCGGGUGGCCAUGGCCUUCACGCUGUACUCGCUGCUGCAGGCGGCCCUGCUCUGCGUCAACGCCAUCGCCGUGCUGCACGAGGAGCGCUUCCUCAAGAACAUUGGCUGGGGAACAGACCAGGGAAUUGGCGGAUUCGGAGAGGAGCCAGGAAUUAAAUCUCAGCUAAUGAACCUUAUUCGAUCUGUAAGAACCGUGAUGAGAGUGCCAUUGAUAAUCGUGAACUCCAUUGUGAUAGUAUUACUGUUACUGUUCGGGUGAAGUCCAGCGAGGGAGAUGGAGACAGGAAGAGAUGCCAUGUCAGCAGGAGCUACUGCUUCGGUCCUUAUUGGAAUACAGAUUCUCUUAGCUGGCCAACCUUGCACUUGACAAAAAUGUAAAGCUGACAAUAAAGAAGAGUCCUUAUUCAUCUGA